Messenger RNA from Suillus discolor, 192 nucleotides. RefSeq lists its product as uncharacterized. The transcript has a single exon. The record is from RefSeq and is a predicted model, not a curated record. NCBI's taxonomy places the organism in Eukaryota, Fungi, Basidiomycota, Agaricomycetes, Boletales, Suillaceae. The annotation marks the transcript as partial.
AAGCUCAAUGAACGAUGGACAGAAGUGCACACAGCAGCAUUCCUAGAUCUAAAAGCAGCUCUAGUGGCGAGACCCAUUCUACAAGCACCAAAGUACGACGGGUCAAACUUCAUAGUCACUUCAGAUGGGUGCCAGGAAGGAUUUGCAGCCGUACUAAGCCAGCAUGUAAGGCUACAAAAACCAUCGGGUAAA